UUCACUAUCAUCCAGUUUUGUGAUUACCGCCAAGCUAACAGUAGUGAGUUACAUUUGUUUCCCCACGAUGCAUCCUUCCAAGAUAAACGCUCUGGUAGUUGCAGCUGUUUUCUGCAUUAUAGUUUCGAUUGGUGACGUGAAUUGUGGCCCAGCCAUGGAUAUCUUCGGUGGCUACGAGAUGGCGUCGAUCUGUAUGACCAACUGUGCCCAGUGCAAGCGGAUGUAUGGGACCUUCUUCGAUGGGCAGGUGUGUGCCGAAUCGUGUCUCGAAUUCAAGGGUAAAAUCAUACCGGACUGUGAGGACCUCGGCUCGAUUGCUGCCUUCCUGAACCACGCGGAGAUGAAAAAGUAUGCUUGAAGUAUG
Uranotaenia lowii is the source of this 364-nucleotide messenger RNA. Its product is annotated as eclosion hormone-like. The record is from RefSeq and is a predicted model, not a curated record. Bases 68 to 358 code for a protein of 96 amino acids. Lineage: Eukaryota; Metazoa; Arthropoda; Insecta; Diptera; Culicidae. The transcript is spliced from 2 exons. Gene Ontology annotation, molecular function: ecdysis-triggering hormone activity. Gene Ontology annotation, biological process: ecdysis, chitin-based cuticle; neuropeptide signaling pathway.